AUGCUGUGUUCCCCAUUACCUGACUGUCCUGGUAGUAACGAGAAUCCACCAGCUAUGGCGUUAUCAGUGACGAUUAUUGUCCUACUACAUAUCUCCAACCAUAAACGUAGGAAAGAUAAGCAGAAACGUUACAGAGAACUGUCACCAGAGAUAUCUCCAGUAAAAGCAGGAUAUUUUCAGUCACUACAUGACGACUAUGAUCCAAAAAAUGUGAAAAAUGUCAGAAAUGUACUGUCCAUUGAUAUUGAAGAAGACUCCUUUGACAUGUAUGAUAUUGAAAAGAGAGGAAGAAUAAGUCAAUUCUUCCACAGGAUCUAUUACAGGUUAAUGCCUUCCAAAAAGGACAACUUUGAUUUUUCAAUGGAAGAAAUAAAUGUAGGAACAACACUGCUGUCACCAGUAUCUAUGGAUGAAGAUUAUGAACUUGAUUGAUGUUACCUGAGGUAG
Molecule: messenger RNA, 447 nt
Organism: Mytilus californianus (California mussel)
Lineage: Eukaryota; Metazoa; Mollusca; Bivalvia; Mytilida; Mytilidae
Exons: 4
Coding region: 1-432 (143 amino acids)
Source: RefSeq, a predicted model, not a curated record